GCGCUGGACCGAGCAGCUUUGUCGGCAUUGGCUGCGGGCCCACCGUCUCCCCGGCAGCUGGACACCGCCCACUGUGCGAUGGUGCGGCGGACUGCUUUGGAGACCACGCCCGCCGCUGCCCAUGCGGUGGAGACCGUACCAUGCGGCACCAUCGGCUCCGGGCCGUAGUUGCCAGCAGGGCCAAGACGGCAGGCUUGCACACUGAGGUGGAGAAGCCAGGCUUGUUCCCUCCGCGUUUGGACGAGGCUGGAGCUGCUGAGGUCUUCAUUGGCAACUGGGACUCCAAGCGGCCUGCAGCCCUUGACCUCGCAGUUAUCAGUGGGAUGCGGCCAGGCUGUUUGGCUACCACCGCCGCUGCUGGAGACAAGCCACCAUGGACUAUGAAGCCCGAAGGAGAGACCAUCUCUGGCUGGGGCCCCGCGGCGAAGCAGGUCUGGCAGGCAUUGGAACAGGUGCGCCCGCACAGGCGAAGGAGCAGCUCUGGAAACCGACAGGCUGCUGCAGUCCUUGUCCACGACGUUACAGUGGGAGAAUGCUAG
Molecule: messenger RNA, 539 nt
Organism: Symbiodinium pilosum
Lineage: Eukaryota; Dinophyceae; Suessiales; Symbiodiniaceae
Source: the annotation of a GenBank genome assembly